This is a messenger RNA of Lethenteron reissneri (Far Eastern brook lamprey), 480 nucleotides long. Its product is annotated as slit homolog 3 protein-like. Gene Ontology annotation, molecular function: protein binding. Gene Ontology annotation, cellular component: plasma membrane. NCBI's taxonomy places the organism in Eukaryota, Metazoa, Chordata, Hyperoartia, Petromyzontiformes, Petromyzontidae. The record is from RefSeq and is a predicted model, not a curated record.
ACCGUCGCCCGUCCCUCGCAGUGUUCGUGCUCAGGGACAGAUAUUCAAUGUGACAGGAGAAGCCUCACAUCUGUGCCUGCGGGAAUCCCUACCAAUGCGCAGAUUCUGCAUUUGCAAGUCAAUAAGAUCACGAAGCUCGAGCCUGGGGUCCAUGACUACCCUCUGCGGUUAUUCAGUCUGACCCAGAUGACCGUUAUAGAUCUGAGUGGCAACCAGCUGCAGCCUCUUCCCGAGGGGGUGUUUGACCACCUGGUGAAUCUGCAGCAGCUGUGGUCGAACAGCAACCAGCUGACCUCUUUCCGCUGGGGUGAACUCGCGUCUCUCCCCACUGGGGUGUUUGAUAAACUGACCCAGCUCGUUCAUCUGGAACUGCAGUUCAACCAGCUGAAGACCAGCAUUCCCAGGGGCGCCUUUGACAACCUCAAGAGCCUCACUCACAUCUGGCUGUACGACAACCCCUGGGACUGUGCCCUGCGCUGA